Molecule: messenger RNA, 2316 nt
Organism: Rotaria sp. Silwood1
Lineage: Eukaryota; Metazoa; Rotifera; Eurotatoria; Philodinida; Philodinidae
Source: the annotation of a GenBank genome assembly
AUGAGUAAUAAUCUAUCAGCACAAUGGGAAAAAUUAUUACGACCUGGUAUAUUAACUUUAUUCUAUCGAGAAUAUCCAUUAAUGGAAUUGUAUGAUGAUGCUUGUCAACGUAUACAAGAAUUUCUAUAUAAAAUUCUUCGUUUUCUUCUUCGACAAUAUCCACAUCGAGCUGAACUUGAACAAUGGUUGUAUAUCAAUUAUCCUGAAGCACAAUAUGCAUUGAAUCGUAGUAGUCGAAAACGAAUUUUUUCAAUUGAUCAACUUCAAACAUUAAUUCAUAAAGAAUUUGGUAUACAUAAUGAAAUGGAUAUUAAUUAUUUAGCAACAACACUUGAACAUUGUACCAAAGAUGUACUUAAACUUGCUCAUGAUUAUGUUAAUCGUUUGGGAAAAAAUGAAAUUAUAGCGAAUGAUAUUGAUUUAGUAAUGAAUGCUGAUACGAUUUUUGUUGAAAUUCUUCGUUCGGAUUUAAAUUCAACAACAAAUACUUCAUCAUCAAAUUAUAAUAUUGAUACAACAAUGUCAUAUAAUGAAUUAAUACGACAUUUUAUUAUAACAGAAACACAAUAUAAAGAUGAUUUAGAAUUAUUAAUUAAAUUUUUUCGUAAUCCUAUUCGAAAAUUUUUUCAUGAUGAUCUACAGAUUAUUGAAAUUGUUUUUGGUUGUUUGGAUGAUAUUUAUGAAUUAACAACAAGAUUUUUAUCAGAUCUUGAAGAUGCAAAAGAAAUGAGAGAUGAUAUAACGAAAAAUAUUUCAUUAUAUGAACCAUUUCAAAAUUUUAUUGAAGGAAAUGAAUUUGAAUGUUAUAUAAAAUAUACUCAAACAAUUUUAGCAACAGAUCAUAUAGAUCAAUUGAAAAAAAUGUUAAAUAAUGAACAAAUAAAACAAUAUUUAGAAUUAAAAUCUGAUCAAAUCAAAGAAACAUAUCGAUAUUUAUUACCUGCAUUAUUACAUAUACCUAUUCAUCAUUUUCAACAAUAUCUUAUCUAUUUAGAAAAAUUAGCUUUAUUUCCAGAAUCUGAAUCAGCUCAAUUAACUGAUGUUCUUAGUGUAUUAAGACAAAAUAGUUAUCAUAUUAAACGACCUAAAUUAUAUAUGAAUUUAAGUAUACAUGCAUUUUCAAUGCCAAAAUUAAAUGAUAAUAAAAAAAAUAAUUGGAAAAAUUCAAUAGAAAAUUGGGAUAUUAAAGAAUCAAUAUCACUUUUUGAUAGUUAUCUUAAACAUAUUGUUAUACAAAAUUCAUCAUCAACAUUAAUAACAAAUGUUGAUCGACGUGCUAUUUUAUUUUCAACUAUAUUAUGUCUUUGUAAAAAUUUAUCAAAUGAUAAAUGGAAAUUUAAAGAAAAAAUUUGGUUAAGAAAAUUUAAUAUUAAUGAUCAAAUUAUUAUUCCUGAUCAUGAACAUGUAUUUGAAAUAAAAUGUGAUGAAAAAAAUUAUAUUCUAGCAGCUCGAUCUGAACAAGAUAAAUUUCAAUGGUUAUGUUUAUUGAUGUAUAUAAGAAAUAAAAGUAUUCUUCAACGUGAAUUAUAUAAUAUUCUUAUUAAUGAGGAUGCUCAACAAGUUUUAUUAACACCUGAUCCAAGUCGAUACAAAUUUUGUGCACCAAAUUUACCAACAAAUAUAUUAAUUGAUUAUCAAACAAAUGAUAAAUCUUCAUCAUCAUCAUCAUUUAUAAUACGUGGUGCUACUAUAGAAAAAUUAAUUGAACAUUUAACACAUCAUCAAUUAUUACAUCCACGUUUUGUUAAAUCAUUUCUUAUGACAUAUAAAUCUUAUUGUACACCAUUAGAAUUAUUAAAUUUACUUAUUGAACGUUAUAAUAUACCUGAACCAGCAUCUGCAUAUUUAUAUACAGAACAACAAUUAAAAAAAUUUCGUAAAGAAUAUAUUCAACCAAUUAAAUUAAGAGUACUUAAUGUUAUUCGACAAUGGGUUGAUAAAUAUUUUAAUGAUCUUAUUGAAUCAAAUGAUCAUGUACUUGAACAAUUACAAACAUUUUUACAAUCAAUACCUGAUACUGGUGGAUUAUAUCAAUUUAAAACAAGUAUUUUAAAAUUAAUUGAUAAACAAACAAUUGAUUAUCAAGAUCCAUCGAAAAAAAAUCAACAACAAGAUUUAAUUACUGAUGAACGAGAUCAAAUUGAAGAUCUAGAUGUUUUUCUUGUAUUAAAAUUAGAUGUUUCAGUUGAGAAGAGAGUUCGUUUCACAUCACGUCAUCUUCGAACAUCCAAUUAUGAUUAUCAUUGUGAAUUUCUUAAUAAAUAUAAAGCACAUUCAUCUACUACAAAACCAGUUCUUCGAAUCUUAUUGUACUAA